Stegastes partitus (bicolor damselfish) is the source of this 2241-nucleotide messenger RNA. Its product is annotated as insulin-like growth factor-binding protein 5. The record is from RefSeq and is a predicted model, not a curated record. Gene Ontology annotation, biological process: regulation of insulin-like growth factor receptor signaling pathway. Gene Ontology annotation, cellular component: extracellular region. Lineage: Eukaryota; Metazoa; Chordata; Actinopteri; Pomacentridae. The transcript is spliced from 4 exons. Bases 217 to 1011 code for a protein of 264 amino acids. Gene Ontology annotation, molecular function: insulin-like growth factor I binding; insulin-like growth factor II binding; fibronectin binding.
GGGGGGAAAGAGAGCUCAAAAAGGGGGGGAAGACUGCCUUUGUGGAUUUGCGAGCAUCGGAUGACAUUUGGACUCGAGCGCGCAAAGCACCUGUGGAUGCAACAAACACCCCCCUGAUGUUCGGACUCCAACCUCGUACAAAGAAAGGAUUCGCCGUCAGAUUGAGUUGAUAAUCGUUUCAUUCAGAGAGCAGUUUGAGAAGAGGAGAAGCGCGCCAUGCUGCUGAGAGUUUCCUUCCUGGUGGUUCCGCUGCUGAGCAUAACCGGCUGCGGCUCGUCGUACGUGCCGUGCGAGCCGUGCGACCAGAAGGCCCUGUCCAUGUGUCCGCCGGUGCCGGUGGGCUGUCAGCUGGUGAAGGAGCCCGGCUGCGGCUGCUGCCUGACGUGCGCGCUCGAAGAGGGCCAACCGUGCGGCGUGUACACCGGGCCGUGCACGCGCGGGCUCCGCUGCCUGCCCAAGAACGGCGAGGAGAAGCCGCUGCACGCGCUCCUGCACGGCCGGGGGGUGUGCAAGAACGAGAAGUUGUACAAACUGCUGCAUCCGUCAAAAGAAGGACAAUCUCGAGAUGACGCCCUGCUACGCGUGGCGGAACCGGCGCAAACCAAGGUGCCCUUAAACGGGGAACACAUCAGCAGCUGGAAGGCCUACGCCAUGAAGCAGGCCAAGGACCGCAAAAAGCAGCUGGCCAGGCUGGGACCCGCCAGCAACCUGGAUUUCUCACCGCUCAGCCUCGAUAAACUGGAGCCUGAAUUUGGGCCCUGCAGGAGAAGACUAGAUAAUCUCAUUCAGAGCAUGAAGGACACUUCUCGGGUCUUGGCUCUUUCCCUGUACAUCCCCAACUGUGACAAGAAGGGCUUCUUCAAGCGCAAACAGUGUAAGCCGUCCCGCGGUCGGAAACGGGGGAUCUGCUGGUGCGUCGACCGGUUCGGCGUCAAGAUCCCCGGCAUCAACUACGCCGGAGGGGACCUGCAGUGCAAAGACCUGGACAGCAGCAGCAACAGCAACGAAUGAGCGCCAACAGCAUUGAGCCCUGUUUCUUCUUUUUAAAAAAAGAAAAAAAAAAAUCCUGCCAAUCAAGCUAGCACACUUUAUGACUGACAAUCAGGAAUUAUUUUUUUUUUGUUGGCACAAACGCUUUUAUAUAUGGUCAGGUAUGAUGGACUGUGUUUUUUUUUGUCGUUGUUGUUUUUCUUUUUAAGGGGAGCCGAACUGAAAAGCUUGCUUAAGUGAAAAUCUGCACAUGUAGGUCUUAACUCUGGCUCCCCAAUGACUGUAUACUAUGUUGGAGGUUAGCUAACGCCUCAUCUCUUUAUAUCCUAGAUAAUAGAGACUAUAUAUAUAUAUGUAUAUAUACAUAUAUAUGUAUAAUGUGUUGUGUAUUGAGUCUAAUGCUAAUUUCUGAGACAAGACAUACUUUAAAUAUGGCUAAAUAUCAAUAUUUUUCACAUAUUUGUGCUAGUGAUGAUAAUGGUGGCCAUCUUUGAAUGCUGAGUCAGUUUUUACUGAACGGUGUCUCACUUUUGAAGGGGUUUCGUUCCUCCUCGACUGGUUCUUGUGUGAUUUUUGUAAUUUUACAUGGUAGCCAGAUAAGAAAAUCCAUCACCCGGGCAAAAGAGAGAGGUCAUUUAAUUCAAUAAUUGGACAUCCACCACCAUAUCGCGGAAUUUUGCGUAGAUUUAUUUUCAGUUAUAUGAUUAAAUACGAAGCUAGAGCUGGUUAGCUUCGCUCAGACUGGAAACAAACAGCUACCUUGGGUGUGUCCAAAUGCAACCAAAUGCGCCCGCCGGUGACUUCAGAGCUCGAUCGUUAACAAGCUACGUGCUGGUCCUUUAAUCUGACUGCAAUUUUCUGUCGUAUCCGACGAAGACAAAUCGAAACUCCGAUCUCGAGCAGUGAAAUUCAUCUCAACCAGCUGCGAAUCCUCACAGUGCACUCAGCCGUAACUGUAGCUCAUCAUUCGCCCCAACCCCUAGCGCGGCUUCGUACGCUUGUCAAAUGUUCACUGGUGAAGCAGGUUGCAUUUUUGGCAAUCAAGCCCCCGUUUUUUUUUUUGUUUUAAAAGCGAUUUAAGGCUUUGGCACCUUAACCUGUGAGUUGUCUCGUGGUUGGAUUCAUGCAUUUCAGUUGAAACCAUUAACAAGCCUGUUGUACUGUAAAAGGUUUGACUGCUUUUUAAAAAAAAAAAAAGGCCUUUUUUUCCGAGUCCAGACAAGUGCAUCCACUGUUUGUAAAUGUAUGUAA